UCAUAGAUGGCAUUAAUGUCUCUACAAAGUACCAUCUUGCGGAUAAAAAAUGAACUAGAAAAUUAGGCGCAAUUUGUUUGCCGUUUUAUUUGGCACCAAUUGGUUAAUUUUUGUUAUUCGAAGGUAUUAGGUAAUUGAAUCCUUGUGUACUUCGAUACUAUUCAAGGUUUAAUCUAUGAAUGCUACUGUAUGAUACAAUACAAGUGAUAUCCAGACUAUCCAGAGUGCUACAAAAUAGUGAAUCUACAACGAGAGAUUACUAAAAAUAUUAUGUCUCCGAGAUUAAGAAAAUAUCGUGUAAUGGAUACAUCUGUUAUUAUCACAAGAAAAAGAUCCAAAAUACUUAAUUCGAUAAAUAAGAAUUCAAACUCUUUACAAGACACUAAGCAGAAUAUAGAAAAUCAAAAGAAAAGUAAGGCCAAUGUUUCAGUUAUAAAAGAUAAACGAGUAAAACAUAAAAAAUCUUUGAAUAUUCAAUUUUCAAAAAAGAACAUGCAAUCGGAAAGACCGAAAAAAAAUAAUACUUCUAAUAAAUUUACAAUGAUAAAAAAUCCUAUCCCAAAGGCAAAUAAAGUUAUAUAUGAUGAUAUUGUAAGUGAUGGUGAUAACACAUCAUGUGAACUAAUUAAUGAUUCAUUUAUCAAUUUGAACAUAAAUAAUGAACAAAAAAGCAAAUAUGACAUAUCACUGAAUGAAACUAUUACUCCUAAAAGUAGCCCUAUUUCGAUAACUUUAACACCUCAAAGAACAACCAAAACACCAAGAAAAUCACCAUUGCCUUUAACUUCUCCAAAAACACAUUCUGAAAUUCCUCUUAGAAUAUCAAAAACUCCUAGAAAGCUGAUGCUUUCUGUUAAUUCUGCGACUAAACUUAAUAAUUGUGAAAUAUCUUUACGAAACAGGAAGAGUAUAAAUAACAGUUUAUUAAAUAAUGUUUCAAUGAAUAAUGUUAAAAUAAGGCUAAACAAAUUAAAGACAAGUUAUAUAUCUACUGAAAAUUUAACAAGAUUAUCAAAAUCUUCAAACAUGAUGUUAAAAUCGCCAGACACAAAGUCAAAAUCAUUGAAAAUGAAAUCUAAUGAAAAAGGUGAGAAGUUCAUUGUAACAACAGUGAAAGAAUCCCCAAAUGAGAAUAUAUCAACAAAAAGUUCUACUAGAUCCAAAAAAGGUAAUAUAGAACAGAAGUCAUUGUCAAGUGAAGCAAGUGACUUAGAACUAACUUUGACAAAUGUAAAUAAUCUAUCAACUUUGUAUAGAGAGAUAAUAUCAAAAAAAGCAAUGGUGAUACUUGAAAGAAUUCCAUCAUUGGAUGACUUAAGUCUAUUACUAAAGUCUCAAAAUAAUCCAAUGAAUAGUACAUUUGAUGUAAAACAUGUGCAACAACAAUUAUGUAAAGAUCCAGAUUCUCUAAAAAAUUCAAUUUUAUUAAAUAUAUUAUCAAAGAACAAUGAAGCAUUAAAUAAUACAUAUUCUUUAAAUUUAAAAUCCACUUCACAAAUAAAGCUUAAAUCACAUUUAAAUGAUGAUAUAUUGCUUCAUUUGUCACCAAAAGCAACAAGUAGUCCUGUUAUUGAUAACAAAAUGUAUGAAAAUUCUAUUCAUCUAGAUUCUACCAAUAAACUAAAUAAAUCAUCUAACAACAGCAAAAAUAAUACUAUAAAUAUUAAUGAUAAGGAAAUAAAAGCAGAUGAGACAUAUGAACUCCUUGAACCAAAAACUCCACACUUACAACGACAAUGUAGAAAACGUAGAGCAGUAGAAUUAGAUACCAAUGAUAAAAGAGAUGUAAAAAGAGCAUGUAAAGUUCGUUUUGCUGCUUCAGAAUCUCGUAUUAAUAAAUCACAGACAACAUUAUUGGAAAGUAAGAGUACUAAACUAAAUACUUCGAUUUCUUUAUGCAAAACAAAACAUGUUAGUAAUAUAACAGUUAGAAAAACUCCAGUUAUAAGACAUAUUUCUCAUAUGAGAUCAAGUUCUGUGUCCAAUGCUUUAGCAAAUAAAACUAUAUCAGACUCUGAAUUUAAGAGAAGGUCUAGCUCUAUGUCUAACAUUAAUAGAACACUUUAUAACAAUAGUAGAAAAAUGGACAAGACACUCUCUUCUACAUUAAACAAAACAAAACAUAUUGGAAGUCAAGAAAAAAAAGAUGUCAAAAUACAUAGUGCCAAAAAAAUUCCAAAUUUUUCUGAAAUUCAUAAAAAACUGUUUUCAAAAAUGGAAUCUCUUGUCGAUAAUAAAAAUCGCCUGAUAAAACAACAUGAAGCAUUAAAAACAUUCAAUGUUUCAAGAUUAGAAACAAAAAAUAUAAAGAAACCUUUACCAACUGAAAUAAAACGUGAUGGCUACACUAAAUUUGGUUUUAAGAUAAGAAAAGCUGAUGCUACCAAUAUUAUUUUAAGAAAGCAACAAAUAAAUCGACAAAAAGAAAAACGAGAAGAAAAUAGAGUACUAUUAAGAGGUGUAAGAACAAAUAGGCGAUUUGAACUUCAAAUGAAAAUGCGUAAACUAUCUGAUUAAGUUUAUAGAUAUUCUUUUAUAUUACUUAAUAUAGAUUAUUAUUAAGUAAGGAAUAAUAAGUAAUUGAUCAGAGUUCUACUUCUUAUUAUAAUUUUGUAAACAGUAAUACGACGAUUAUUUUAUUUUGCAUUGUUUACUCAAUAUUUAAAAAUAUAUAUAUCAAACUAACAUUUUUAAUUGAAAAAAAAAUGAAACAUAGAUUAUUUUAAAUAUAUCAUAGUUUAUAAAAAAUUCUACUGUUAUAGUAUUAUUUUCGAAGUCUUGAAAAGACCUUAGAGUAUUGUAUUCUUUAUAUGAAUAUAUACAAAUAUUUAAUAAUUUUAGUAAUUUCAGUUUACACGAUAAUUUUUUAAUUUGAUUAUACCUAUUCAUACUAUACUUAUUCAUUUGUUGUAUGUUAUUGUAUAAUAAGAACAGUAAAAAUAAGAGUAAGCUCUCUAUUGUUUUAAUUUACUCAUAAAAUAUAGUGAACUUAAUUAAAAUUUACGCACAAAUCUACAAAUUUCGAAAUGUUUAAGAAAAAAUUAAAUGUACAUAUUUGUGAAUUACGACGUGUUUCUGAUAGCAAUUUGCCAAAGUUACCACCUAAUGCAAAUAUUUUUGCUCGUUGGAAACGACAGUAUCAAAAAUUGAUCUUGGUCUGCAGAAAACAUCCGCUGACACAUUUCUUGUUACGUAGUCAUGCUGCUAUAACUUUUGAAAAAAGAAAGCAUGAUCGUUCAUUGCAUUGGUGGAUAAUACAUCCAUAUAGUACUUUAAGGUAUUACCAAAAAAAAAAAAAUGUAUAAUAAUUACAUUAUGCAACAUAUAAUCUUUUAGAUUUUUCUGGGAUGUUCUGAUGAUGAUAACAUUUCUUUAUUUUUUUAUCAUCUAUCCAUAUAUCAUAGGAUUUCAUAGAAUAGCAAAAAACGCACAUCCUGAGUUAUUGAAAAUUAUUACUCCUGCAUAUGUAAUUUGUAUAAUUGAUAUGAUUCUUAAUUUUAUAACUGGAUAUGUAGGAAUUGAUGAUCAUAAAAUAUUUCUGGAUCCUUAUUUGAUAAUGCGGUAAAUUUUUUAAAAAUUCUUAAAAAAAAUAUUUACAACAUACAGAAAAUUCUAAAUAUAUUUAAUAAUAUGAUUUGUGUUUAAGGCAUUAUGUAAAGACAUAUUUUUUCAUAGACCUUGUUUCCUCUGUUCCUUAUACUUGGUUUUAUAAAGAACGUAUAUUACCACCUGGUCCUGAUUCAAAUUCAAUAUUUCUUUUACUUGAAAUUUUACCUGUAUUAAAAAUUAUAAGAUUAGGUACACUGCAUGAGUAUUUUAGACAACUUAGUAUUGUAAGUAUCAGUAAGAUAACAAUGGUUUC
Vespula vulgaris is the source of this 3862-nucleotide messenger RNA. RefSeq names its product probable myosin light chain kinase DDB_G0279831. The record is from RefSeq and is a predicted model, not a curated record. The transcript is spliced from 6 exons. NCBI's taxonomy places the organism in Eukaryota, Metazoa, Arthropoda, Insecta, Hymenoptera, Vespidae. Bases 271 to 2517 code for a protein of 748 amino acids.